GCGACAGUGUCGCUGUGUGCGCUGCUUUGCUUACCGCGCGGUGACGUAAAACGCUGCUCGUAGUCCUUCGAGCCGGAUCGCGCAGCGUUGGUGCAUUUGUCCUACAGUUUCGUCCAUCAAAAAUCGGAUCCGAGUCCGCAACAAUCAAACCCACCGUCCACCCGCUCACCGUGUGCAAAGCACACGCACAUGCGAACGCAAAAAAAAGGGUCAAAUUGGUUUGCUGCGCCCUCUCUUCUCCCCCCAUCACCUGCUCCUCUGUCUACCCUAUUCUUGGGGGAGACAAAUAUUACAGCCCAACUGCGUGUGAAACCGUUUAGCGACCUUGAAACGAAAAGAAGUGCAAACAAAAGUGCAGUGAGCAAACAGGCGAAAGAACAAACAAUCAACGACAUUUUUUUUUUUUUUUUUGCAAACCAGAGCAAAAGAACGAAAGCAACACUACGAAACGAAACACUGAGAAAAUAGAACAACAAAACAGUGCAAUAACGAGCAAGCGACACCCAAUGAACAGCAAGCAAAGCAACAAGCAAACGAUGCUGCCGGGAUCGUCCCUGGUGCUGCUGGUGGCGCUGGCUGGGCUGGUGAUGGUGCUGCUGCCCGUCGGCACGGUGCCGGCCGUCCACGCCCAGCAGUCGGACCGGGCGGGCGCACUGAUCGAACCGAACGACGCCCUGUACGAUGCCCGGUACGCGCGGAUCGCGAAGGAGAAGCGCGAAUCGUCCCGCCGCCUGGCGACGACCGAGGAGCACGGAUCGGAAGAGUUCUACGAGCUUCCGAUCGAAUACGCCCUGCAGCUAUCGGAGCUGAACACGUCCGCGGACAUCCUGCCGCUGCUCGAUCCGGACUCCGUCGACAGCCGCAUCUUCAUGGACGGUGGGGAGUACAGUGGACGGGACAUUGGAAUGGAACCGGUGGCGGCAUCGUGCGAGCCGGACUCCGAGCUGGUCAGCCUGCGGCCGGAGAAUCUGACCAGCUCCCGCUACUACUACUACCCGAGCUGUACGCGCGUGAAGCGGUGCAGCGGCUGCUGCAACACCAAGCAGCUCGUCUGCGAGCCCACCGCCAACCGCACCAUCCUUUACAAGGUCACCAUACUGGAGUACCGGCCGAACAAAAAGGAUCGCUUUUCGCACCGCGAGCUGGUGCCGAUCGAGGAGCACGUCCGGUGCAAGUGCCAGUGCCGGGUGAAGGCGUGGCACUGCAACGAGCGCCAGCUGUACAACGCGAACAACUGCCGCUGCGAGUGCACCAACCGGGCGGACCGGGACGAGUGUGCCCUGGAGAGCGACAGGAAGCAGUGGAACCCGGCCACCUGCACCUGCGACUGUCUGCCGCGGAACGAGGACUGCACCAGCGGCUCGCACUACGACCGCAACGCGUGCAAGUGUGUCCCGAACGAUUUCUACGCCUACGAUGGGGUUGCAUCGUACUGGGACCAUCAGAAGCAGCAGCAGGAGCAGCAGGAGCAGCAGCAGCAGCAGCAGCAGCGACCCAUUCCCCUGACCGGGUAAACGCGUGUGCGAAUGCCGUGGCUGUAGCGUGGAGGGGGUAAAGGAUGCUUCCCCGGGAGUUUUUUUGUUUCUAGUACCAAAACCGUUACCGAUCCUUGGUAGCGCCAUUUAUGCCAGUUACUGUACUUAGCUGUAAGCGAUAGUCAAUGUUUUUUUGGAGUAGAUAUAAACACACACGUAGAGAGGGAUGCACAGAGAGAGAGAGAUAUUGAGUGUACGAGUGAGAGAGAGAGAAAGGGAGACACACAUAAAUAAGUAAAACACGGCAGCACGGUUCCGGGUCGGCGUGCAUGAAGAACAAGCCCUGGCCGGGGCGGACGUGGAACCAAUCGCUGGACGACCGGCGGCGCCUCAUCGUGAAACCGAUCCCGGUAGUAACCGAUCCGUGAGCGGAGUUGCUGCCAUCAGCGGGCCCUGCCCCUUCCCUGGCGUCCACAAUCAUCAUCACAGCAGCAAAGAAGCAGACGGUCAAACCAAACGUAAGGAACCACCGGAAGGACGCGCGCGAAAUUUGGGCAGGCACACUCGCGGAAUGUUAUUAAGUUAUUUGUUCGCUCGCAAAGCGCAGGGAGAAACACAUCGCAGGGACACAGGAUAGGGCGACCUACCGGCAGGGCAGUCAGCGUAAACUUUGUAGGAAGCCGCACAGAUAGGAUUGUUUUUUUUUUUUUUUGUACAGUAGGUUUUUUAGCUCAGCUCAAGAUGGCGGAAAAUGAGCGCUGGUGCGAAAUGUGCUAACAUGAUGGAGAGGUAGGAGCAACAGUUAGGCUGCAAAUUGUUUGUAGUCUAUGAUUGCAAAGCACUAUUUUUGGCAAAAUUUCUCAAUUCAAUUCAAUAGGGACACACCAUUUAGAUCAAUCUUUCAACUCUGCGAUAAAAUGUUUGUAGUACAGUUUGUUCUUUGCUCCCAAAUAGGCCUCAGUUUCGGCUAGACGAAAACUUCUUCCCAGCUGUCUCGAUCUGCUUCACUUUACGGUUGUUAUUAAUAAUUUGGUGGAUUUUUGUAAUGUUUUGAGCGGUAAAUAACUCGUUUGGGGCUUCCUCAGUGCUCACAUCACCAUCCGUUUAUACAUAGUAUUCCAAUGCUUGAAUGUUGAUUUUGGGGUGUCUGAAAACUCUUCAUAAAGACUUUUUUCUGCAGUUGUAUUCUUCCCUUCAAACACAAAUUGUGUAACAGACGGUACAAACUACACACAAAAUGGGUUAAUUUCUUCCAGUGCUAUCUAUGUGUUAGGCAACACAAACUUCAGCCGACCUGAUAGGACAAAUUAAGCGAAAAUGAAAAAUAAUGAUAGACGAACUUCCAUUUACGGUCCGGAACAUAAUCAAAGCACGCAUUAGUGCUUGUUUUCCAAAAAAAAACCAUCUUGAGAGAGAAAGAGAGAGAGAGAGAGAGAGAGAGAGAGAGAGAGAGAGAGAAACAAAGCAAACUAUAUAGUUAUAGGAAGAGACUACACACGAAAGCUAGACGACGAAAAUCGGCAUACUAUGCAGAUUGCAUUUUUUAUUUUUUUUUUGUUUUGUCGUAUCAAGCUCAUCAAAGUAGGAGGCAAUAUUGUUAAGUAUCAUAUAAAAAGAAAAAUCACGAUCGAACAUGUACAACGUAAACACAGA
Anopheles arabiensis is the source of this 3128-nucleotide messenger RNA. RefSeq lists its product as uncharacterized. Gene Ontology annotation, biological process: positive regulation of protein autophosphorylation; positive regulation of cell population proliferation. Bases 507 to 1514 code for a protein of 335 amino acids. Lineage: Eukaryota; Metazoa; Arthropoda; Insecta; Diptera; Culicidae. The transcript is spliced from 7 exons. Gene Ontology annotation, molecular function: growth factor receptor binding; growth factor activity. The record is from RefSeq and is a predicted model, not a curated record. Gene Ontology annotation, cellular component: membrane.